Molecule: messenger RNA, 1096 nt
Organism: Capsaspora owczarzaki ATCC 30864
Lineage: Eukaryota; Filasterea; Ministeriida; Capsasporidae
Product: malate dehydrogenase
Exons: 2
Coding region: 20-1012 (330 amino acids)
Biological process (GO): tricarboxylic acid cycle; malate metabolic process
Cellular component (GO): cytoplasm; mitochondrion
Molecular function (GO): L-malate dehydrogenase (NAD+) activity
Source: RefSeq, a predicted model, not a curated record
AUUGUGAUACCAGUUCAUCAUGUUCGCCGUCUCUGCUCGUGCCUUCUCCACCUCGUCCAUUAACAACGCCAAGGUUGCCGUCCUCGGCGCUGCCGGCGGCAUUGGCCAGCCGCUCUCGCUUCUCCUCAAGGAGUCCACCCUCGUCAGCGAUCUCGCCCUCUACGACAUUGCCAACACCCCCGGUGUCGCUGCCGAUCUGAGCCACAUCAACACCAAGUCCACCGUCAAGGGCUACACUGGCGCUGACCAGCUCGGCGCUGCCCUCAAGGGUGCCUCCGUCGUCGUCAUCCCCGCUGGCGUUCCCCGCAAGCCCGGCAUGACCCGCGACGAUCUGUUCAACACCAACGCCAGCAUUGUCAUGAACCUCGCCAAGGCUGCCGCCCAGCACUGCCCCAAGGCGCUGAUUGCCAUCAUUGCCAACCCCGUCAACUCGACCGUCCCGAUCGUUGCCGAGGUCUUCAAGAAGGCUGGCGUCUACGACCCCAAGCGCAUCUUUGGUGUCACCACCCUCGACAUUGUCCGCGCCAACACCUUUGUUGCCCAGGCUCGCGACCUCGAUCCCCAGGCCGUGAACGUCCCCGUCAUUGGCGGCCACGCCGGCAUCACCAUCCUCCCCCUCAUCUCCCAGUCGUCCCCCAAGGUCACCUUCAACGACGCUGCCGAGCUUGAGAAGCUCACCGUCCGCAUCCAGAACGCUGGCACUGAGGUCGUCGACGCCAAGGCUGGCGCUGGCUCUGCCACCCUCUCCAUGGCCUACGCCGGUGCUCGCUUCACCUUCUCGCUCCUCAAGGGCCUCAAGGGCCAGAAGGCCGUCGAGUGCGCGUUCGUCGAGUCGAGCGUCACCAAGGUGCCCUUCUUUGCCACCCCCAUCGCUCUCGGCCCGGAGGGUGUCAAGGAGAACCUCGGUCUUGGUCUCCUCUCCGACUUUGAGAAGAAGAAGCUUGAGGCUCUCUUCCCCGAGCUCGAGGCCAGCAUCAAGAAGGGUGUCGAGUUUGUUGCCAAGAACUACUAAAGCCAGCGGCGGCGGGUUGUUGCUGAUUUUGCACGCUUCUUUUCUGUGAAAACUAAAAAACCUUGAACAAAAAAUCCAAGAAAA